Molecule: messenger RNA, 4211 nt
Organism: Porites evermanni
Lineage: Eukaryota; Metazoa; Cnidaria; Anthozoa; Scleractinia; Poritidae
Source: the annotation of a GenBank genome assembly
AUGGCGGUAAAGAAGCGACCAAACCUACAGAGCAACACAAACAUCCUGCUUGCCUGUUUAGCGGUAACUGAUCUGUUGACUGGUCUCAUAGUGCAACCAUCGUUCGUUACUUGGAAAGCUUUUUAUCUUCUUAAAAACGUCAACAUCACUGCAGUCAAAGAAGUUCACAACCUUUUUUUACGCGUUCUUACUAUUAGUUCAUCACUCCACUUGAUGUUAAUAACUUGCGAGAGGUUGAUAGCGAUUAAAUAUACAAACCAUUAUUUGUACAUAGUCAGAAAGCGAAACUUUAAGGUAUCUGUUCUUGCAACUUGGUUCUUUUCGUUUAUGGCUGGAGUAUUACGUUACGUAGAAAAUGACAUUUCAAAAUAUACAACGAAAAUUUUGCAUUUUUUUACGAUGUAUUUUAGUGCUAUUUUUAUUUUAAUAGCUUACAUUAUUUUGUAUCGUGAAACUCUUCGUCACCGAAAGAGGAUCAUAAAACAACAGCUUCCACAAGCGGAAAUUGAACGAUUCGUUAAAGAAAACAAAGCACUGAAGACAACUGUACUUGUGGUAGGUGCUAUCGUCUUGUGUUUUCUACCAAUGACCUUAUAUCAGCUCUUGACAACAGUAUUUCGAAAGCCAAAUCAAGUCCUUCUUUUUAGUUCUGACGAGCAGAAGCCAAUUCUUACUAUCGUGGUUCGCACGCUUGGCAUGUUAAACUCUCUUGCAAAUCCAGUCAUUUACUGUAUUCGACAAAAAGAAAUGAGAAAGUUUGUAUUUAGAUCACCAUUCCACGCUGUUUACCCUAUGAACUAAUGCUGAAAUGAUUGUUUCUGGCAAGUGUAAUAUAAAUAUUAAAGUUUUCACCGUCUGUACUAUCAAACACCGAUUUGAAAGGUCAGUUGAUUCUGUGUAGACACAACGAGGAACAAUUCUUUGUAAUUCGUAGAGCUAUUUAUUCUGCCGCAAUUUAGUAAAAACUCAGGAAUGAUCGGAACUUACAGUCCAACAAUAAACAAUUUCUCGCUAGGUAACGCAUUAAGGUGAACUUCUGGUCAGGAGAAUGUGAAUCAAUGAAGCGCAAAAGCCGACACGAACAGCUAUCAAGUAUUGUAUGAACACCCAUCCAAUAUGGACUGACUCCACUUUAGAGAUCGGGGCGGCACCAGAAGCCCCGAUCCGGCAUCCGGUACCAUGUUGAGCCAUCCGGUAUAGUAUGAACACCUAUCCGAUAUGGACUGACUCCACUUUAGAGAUCGGGGCGGCGCCAGAAGCCCCGAUCCGGCAUCCGGUACCAUGUUGAGCCAUCCGGUAUAGUAUGAACACCUAUCCGAUAUGGACUGACUCCACUUUAGAGAUCGGGGCGGCGCCAGAGGGCUUAUCCGAUACCAUGUUUCCUGCCGGUGCAAAAGCCAUCCGCUAUUGUGUGAACAAAGCUGGCUAGAGUCGAACAAAUAAUGGGCAGUCACCAAAUUGAGCAACUGUUGAUCUGUUACUAAAGUUCAGAGAGACUGAGUAACCUUUUUUUAGUUCUUUUCGUCUACGUCUUUAAAACAAUGCUCUCAAAUGCUUUCUUCACAUUGAAGAAUAGCUGGCUAAUAGAUCUUUUAACUGGAGUGGGAAAAUUUGUGGUGAAAAACAUUUGCACUGAUUCAUCGCGGAAACCAGUGAAGUGGGGACUAUAUUGCUGUGUGCUGACAAGACAAUGCCAUGAAACAGCUGAAUAUUAUUGAUGAGAGACGCCGACUUAAUAGUUGGUUUCGUUCUUUAUGGUUUUAGGUAAUGGAAAGAGUUAAAAGGGACAUAUUCCUUUACUAUGUAUUAGAAACAAUACACUUGCAAACAGUUAUGAAAAUAAUAAGUCAGGAAAGAGCAAUUGCUAAUUGAUGUAAUGAGGUUGGACAAUUAUUGAAUGGCGCUUGUGCUUUAAAAUGUUGCAUUUAAAUAAUCAGCAAUAGGCUAUAAAAUCGAUUGUAAUUAGUUUGGGUUACAAAAGAGUUGACCUCCUAACCUGGUUUUCGACGGGGUAUCCUCGCUGGAUACAGCGUUACGGUACCUGACUUUGAAAACGGAAUUGCUUCCAUCAAAAAAAGCGUGUAGAAAGAUAAAUUUGACAAAAAGUCUUGGAUUUCCUUUCGGCUCAAAACAAUAAAAUAAAAGCUGUUUUAGUUUGAAGUGAUUGCCUUCUUUGAGAUCAAUCAAUAUCGGGUAAUAACAUAUAAAACUAAGUAACCCCCAAGACACAAAUUCGAGGUAUAUAUCUAUGUAAUGAUCUUCAAGGGGAUAGUUGUUUUUAAUAAUUACCAAAUCAGUUGGAUAAAAUAGUUCGAUUUGACUUUUUGUAAAUAAGACUGAGUUUAAUUGACAGUUCUUUAAGUGUAUUUUCACGAUUUUGCAGCAAAUUCAAUAAGAAAAUAAUUAUUUACAGGCCUAUCCUAAAAAAACACCGACAUUUAGCCAAAUUCCGUCGCUUUAUAAUUUCUUGGUAUGAAAUAUAAUCGUCGAGGAAUCCUAAAUCUUCGCCUCUUCACAGCUUGCAUUACACAAAUUUGUUUUAUAGUUUCUUGUUUUUGACGAAUGUUUUGGCUAACUGCGUGAAAAGAAAUUGUAAUGAAGUAAAAUUACCGUAAUUGUUGGUACCCCAGCUUUAUUUGUGGUUAUAAUGUCGUCUGCCGAAACUGUCGCGAAACGGGACGCCAUAAUGACUCCUGUCCCAAAACAGUGACUAGGCUUAAGGAUAUUCUGAGUUACGGGAGCCAAUCAAGAGUCGCGAAAAUUGCUAUCUACUGAUUUGUGUAAAAGAACUAUCUAGAAGGAUUUCCCCGAACAUGGAGUUUCCAGAGAAUAUUAUAAUAUCUUUUCUUCCUCAAAACGAUUUCUUGAUCAGAAAUUAAAAAAUCGGACUGCUCAAGGUUAGCGCCCAAUUAACUUUCUUAAACGAAUUUUUAUCAACAAUCACUGCUUAUGUUUAAUUAAAAUAUUUGACUGUAUGCAAGGGAUCAUUUACUAAUGACAACAAUAGAUAAAAAUAUAAUUAGAGAUUUUAAACUGCGUUUAACACUAAUUGAUACAUGAAUAACCUUUUUUGACUAAGAAACCGAAAGUGGAGGAAAAUGUACUUGGAACCAAGACCGGAUCAAAUUGAAGAGGUGGGUAAUCAAAAGUAAUCAGAACUGAAAAUCUCAUGAUCGAUCAUUGGUUAAUUUGUCCUCCAAAUAAAAGGAAGAUCAGAGGACAGUUGUCUGCACAAGGAUUUCACUCAUGAAAUGACAUGGCUCCCCAAUUUUAGCUUCACAAACAAGACAAACGAGAUUUUACAAAAUGCUACCAUGGUAAACGAAACAGGAGGACGCGUUCAACCCCUUGACUUUAGUUUCACCAUUGGCACCAUACUGGCUAUUAACAGUAUCGCUUGUCCUUUCACAGUUUUGCUAAACGUGUUGGUCAUCAUGGCGGUAAAGAAGCGACCAGGCCUACAGAAUAACACAAACAUCCUGCUUUCCUGUUUAGCGGUAACUGAUCUGUUGACUGGUCUCUUGGCUCAACCAUCGUUCCUUAUUUGGAAAACCUUUUAUGUUCUUAAAAACGCCCGUGAUAUUACUGCAGUAGAUGUAGUCAAAGAGAUUCACAACUCUUUUUUACGUGUUCUUACUAUUAGUUCAUCACUUCACUUGAUUUUAUUAACUUGCGAGAGGCUGAUAACAAUUAAAUGUACAAACCAUUACUCGUACAUAGUUAGAAAGCGAAACUUUAAGGUAUUGGUUCUUGCAAUUUGGUCCUUUUCUUUUAUGGCUGGAGCAUUACGUUACGUAAAAAAGGCCAUUUUAAAAGAUAUAAUGAAACUUUUGCAUUUUUUUACGAUGUAUUUUAGUGUCAUUUUUAUUGUAAUAGCUUACAUUAUUUUGUAUCGUGAAACUCUUCGUCACCGAAAAAGAAUCAUAAAAGAACAGCUUCCACAAGCGGAAAUUGAAAGAUUUGUUAAAGAAAACAAAGCACUGAAGACAACUGUACUUGUGGUAGGUACAAUCAUCUUGUGUUUUCUACCAAUGAGCAUAUAUCAGCUCUUUACCACAGUAUUUCGAAAGCGAAAUCAAGUCCCUCUCUUUAGUUCUGACAAACAAAUGGAAAUUCUUGUUAUUGUGGUCCGCACGCUUAGCAUGUUAAACUUUUGUAAAUCCGCUGAUUUACUGUAUGCGCCAGAAAGAAAUGAGAAAGUUUGUAUUUAG